CUGGCGAAGCACGGCCAACGGUGAAGCUGAAUCGUGCAAAGAGAAGAACGAUCUCCCUCACAGUCAGACCUCAUGGCUCAUGAGAAGAAGCGCGAAGCUGUAUGACAAGGGCAGAGAACGUGGUGAUCCUAUCCGACAGCCCCCACAAGAAGCCUGAACACGACGAUUGACACCAGUUUGAGUCUGCAGGUCUCAAAGAUCAGGAAAACGCGCACAAUGUCGCACAUGACCCUCCCAUCCGACCUGCCCGUCCCAAAGGACGAUCACAAAGCCUCUCAUCUGAUGGGACAUCCUCUUCCCUUUCUCCCUUCUGGUCUACAAAGCACCUCCGCUGCCACCUCCUCCUGCACUCAAAGUCCCUCCUCCGUAGACCUCUUCCAAGCAAGUCUUCAAAAUCCCGUUCUGCUCUUCAUCUAUCCCAAGACUGGUCAGCCAGGCAAGAAUGUUCCGCAAGAGUGGGAUGCUAUACCGGGAGCGAGAGGCUGCACACCUCAUCUGUGCAGCGUGAGGGACUCCAUAGACGCUCUCAAAAUAGCAGAGCCUGA
Ceraceosorus bombacis is the source of this 545-nucleotide messenger RNA. NCBI's taxonomy places the organism in Eukaryota, Fungi, Basidiomycota, Exobasidiomycetes, Ceraceosorales, Ceraceosoraceae. The record is from the annotation of a GenBank genome assembly.